Egretta garzetta (little egret) is the source of this 2012-nucleotide messenger RNA. RefSeq names its product ERH mRNA splicing and mitosis factor (gene ERH). The transcript is spliced from 3 exons. Bases 101 to 331 code for a protein of 76 amino acids. Lineage: Eukaryota; Metazoa; Chordata; Aves; Pelecaniformes; Ardeidae. The record is from RefSeq and is a predicted model, not a curated record.
UGGUGUUUUUGUUUUUCAGUCUCACACAAUUCUACUUGUCCAGCCUACCAAGAGGCCAGAAGGCAGAACAUAUGCUGAUUAUGAAUCGGUGAAUGAGUGCAUGGAAGGAGUCUGUAAAAUGUAUGAGGAGCAUCUGAAGAGAAUGAAUCCCAACAGUCCAUCCAUUACAUACGAUAUCAGCCAAUUGUUUGACUUCAUCGAUGACUUGGCAGACCUCAGCUGUCUUGUUUACCGUGCUGAUACUCAGACAUACCAACCGUACAAUAAAGACUGGAUAAAGGAGAAGAUCUACGUCCUCCUCCGCAGGCAGGCCCAGCAAGCAAGCAAAUAAUGGGGGCGCCAUCAGUACGUGGGUUUGGGGGAGGGCUUGGACAACAGGUGUGUACAGAGUGUAGUAGUGAACGUUUUGUAUUAUAGUCAUCCUGUUGUCAUCUUGUUAAACUCUUUAGCCAGGACUGAAUGUAUUAGAGAUGCAAGGAUUUUGUUGGAUUUGACUUUUUUUUUUUCCAGUGUAAAUGGAGAAGAAAGUGCAACAUCUUCAGCAGAGUUUUGAUUUGGGUUUUUUCCUCUGGUUAGCUAAUGGUCCUACCUUAUUUGAACCCCUGGGGCUGUUCACAUUGUACUUCACCACAUUCACUGUAUGUGCCCUUCUGUGGGGUUUCCAACAUUUAGUUAUGUCCUUGAGACAGUCUUAAUGGGGAAUAAAAAAAUACCCUUUAGUUAAACUUGAGUGCUGAAUUUUGUGUUUUCUGCCAAACAACAAAUUAAAUCUUUCUUGCCUGUUUGCUAAAGAACAGGCCUUGCAAGGUUACAUGGACUGAACCAACAGUUGUUUGUUGUAUCACAGAACGGCUCAAAUUCUGGCCUGCCGAGUUAACUUCUCCUGCCUAACCUUGACUACUGUGUUUCCUGGGGAUCUUUGGGAAACACAGCAACCCUCUCGUGCUCUAAACUUCAUCUUUCUACAAGGCAUUUAUAUUCGGGUAAGUGUGCCUGCUCUGGGAUAGGCAAUGGGUAAGAACAGGCUGUAUGUAUCACAUCUCAGACCCCAGGAAUUAAUCAGCUUCCAGCCCUCCCCUGAGAAAGGAAUAGGCAAAGCAAAUUGUUUUGAUGGGAAUCUGCCCCAGACUACAUUUUCUCUUUACAAAGAAUAAGGGCUUAACUGCUUGCACACACUGUAAAAUUAUAUCUGCCCCGGAUAUCUUGAACACUGAUAUCUCUGUAAUUUUGCUGUACUGAAAAAGUUUGGAUUGGAGGACACAUUAGACCAAAAAAUAUGUCAGGUGGAAAAGCAAGGCUGGCUUGGUACUUUGUGCCUUUGCGUUAGUCUAGAGUUUGUCUACUGUAGGUAUAGAUUUGAGUCUUAGACUGUACAGGUAUAUUCAGCCAGGAGCAGUCCCAGGAUUAACAGAGGACUGUAGCGCUCGCCAGUGCGCUUAACUCCCUAACAGACAUCGAUAGUUUCUGAUGAACCUCACAGCAAAUGGCUUUGCUUGAAAGAAUCAGAGUUCAAAUUGGCUGUCUAUGGUAGAGCUUUAAUGAAAAUAGCUUCACUUAAGCGAUAAGUAAUAGCUGUGGAAGACUUGGAAUCAAAUUACUGAGGAGAGAGAAAUUCUUAGAAAGGUAUCAGGAGAGGGCAGUUAGACCAUACUAGCUCUGUAGUUGUAGAGACCCAGAAACGAUUCAAUCUACUAAUGUAAAAACAUGCUUCAUUUAUGAUAAAUAGUGAUUUUCAAAGCAUAGUAGGUCAGAAGUAUAUUAAUCCACUUAAGGUUACCUAAAUCUAUAUGGAAGUUUUACAUUCAAAUGCAGCUUGACACAGUAAGUAAAACUUAGAAAAUUCACUAUUGCCCCAUAUAAUAACAUUUAGGUUUAAUAUAAGCAAUGUUAUUUAAACAGCUUGUAUAGCUUAUCCUCUUGUAUAGCAAGUAGUAAAAGAACAUGUUCUUUCCUAACAUGUUUGGGUUUCACUUCUGAUAAACAUUUACAAUUUAAAAAAAAAAAUCCAGUAU